Fusarium falciforme is the source of this 2982-nucleotide messenger RNA. RefSeq lists its product as hypothetical. The record is from RefSeq and is a predicted model, not a curated record. The coding region runs from base 1 to 2982 and encodes 993 amino acids. The transcript is spliced from 5 exons. Lineage: Eukaryota; Fungi; Ascomycota; Sordariomycetes; Hypocreales; Nectriaceae.
AUGAGAGCACUUGUGCUUCUUUCGGGGCUUUCCUUCUACCCCUCUCGUGCCUUUCCGUCUCCAGUCGAUGUUAGUCAUGUGUCUCCAAGACAAAUCGACACAGGCAGUUUUCUCAAUCCCUCGUCACUGUUCAAGCCACUUUUCCGAUACUGGCUUCCAGAUGCCAGUGUUGACGCCGAGGUACUGGCAAACGACAUCAAGCAAUCGACGGCUAUCGGUUCUGGCGGAAUAGAGCUUGUUGGGUUCUACGAAUAUGGUGGCGAGCUGGGCGUGAUGCCCGUGGGAGCAAAUUGGUCCACUUUUGGAUUUGGCACACCGGCAUAUCGUCACCUCUUCAAGACGGCAUUGCAAACCCAUUUACAGGAAGGGACUUUGAUGGAUUUCAUCCUAGGACCUAAUCAGGGUCAAGGCGUGCCAGCGGAUGCAACAAACCCUGGGCUGCAGUGGGACAUGAUCCCAUACACUGCUGAGGUGCCUCAGAACGGCUCAUUCGAAGGAAUUCUUCCUGGCUGGGCUGAUGGAACACUCGUUUCCCUGGUAACUGCGUCGGUGUCCUCUACUCGCAACGCCUCUGCUCAAGUUGUUGGCACUGCAGGGGCAUCAAACAUCACCUACCAAGAGUACACCCUCAAGGCCGAUAGCCUGAAGCGGCAUCUGCAAGGUUUCGACGAAAACACGGGUCAUUUCAAGAUUUCUCUGCCUCGGGCGCCAACUGGAACACACUACCGCAUUUUUGCCUUUUACGAGCGAUUAUCAGGCUACAGAAACUUGCACUUCGAGUCGUCUCGGCACGAGACCAUCUUUGACAAUGGAUCAUAUGCCGUCGACCACUUUGACCGCGCGGGAGCUCAAGUGGUGAUAGAUUUCUGGCAGCAGCAUAUGCUUGUGGAUGGCAUUCCAGAACUCCUACACAAGGCUGGUCGAUAUGCGUGGGAAGACAGCCUUGAACUUCCAUCCAAUGUGACCUGGUCUCGAACCCUGGCAUCCCGUUUUGAGAAGCUGUUCGGAUAUCAACUAGAGCUCUACAUGCCCCUUAUCACCUUCAAGCAGAACAAUCUGGCGGUUCAGGGGGAUUCUCCCGGGUCUUUCCACUGCAUCUUGGACACACCGGAUCAGGGCCAAGGAUAUGUCAACGAUUACCGAGCGGCACUGGUAGACGGGUAUAGGGAGUAUCUUGAGACUUUGGGCCAGUGGGUUCGACAAACCCUCAGACUACAACUCUCAGUCCAGCCUGCCUACGGAAUGCCCAUGGAUAUGCAAGCCGUUAUUCCUUACGUGGAUGUACCUGAAUGCGAGAGUUUGAGCUUUGUUGACUCGGUUGACUCUUAUCGUCAGUUUACAGGCCCCGCGCACCUAUCCGGGAAACGCAUUAUCUCGAAUGAGAUGGGCGCAGUCAGGGGCUCGGCAUUCAGCCUUCAUAUCCCAGACCUUCUUUUCUCGAUCAACCGCGCUCUUGUCGGAGGCGUCAAUCGUGUCGUGAUCCACGGUCAGACUUACUCGGGCAGUUACUUUGGCACGACGUGGCCCGGCUACACCCCCUUUAGAGCACAGUACAUUCAACAGCGAGGAGUUGCAAAGACGGAUGUCGCUAUUUACAACAAGCAGUCGGCAACAGCUUUUGUCACAGUCUAUGAUCAAGUAGACCUGCUCAAGAAGGGUUGGUCAUAUAGUUAUCUUAGCCCAGAGAACCUUCUCGGCCCCCAUGCCACAGUCCAGGAUGGAGUUCUCGCCCCCGACGGUCCAGCAUGGAAGGCUUUAGUUGUCCCUAGCAGCCAGAACAUUACCUGUGCCGCCUUAGAGACGCUCGCCCUUUUCGCCCGCAGAGGUCUCCCGAUUUUGCUCGCCGGCGGCCUCCCUGGCGAGUACGCUACCGGAUCCGAGGGCCAUCACGCCGACUUCACCAGUCAACUACAGAGCCUUGUCAGAACCGAGAACGUCCACCAGGUUAAGGCUGGGCAAGUUGCCAACAAACUAUCAUCGCUCAAUAUACGCCCCAAUGUCGGAGCAGAUGUCAAUGGCACUCUUUACACCACCUGGAGAGAAGACAAGACCUCGCGCUACGCCAUGCUGUAUGCAGAUUUGGAUCCCUUGCGUGGAUCCAUCACCGUCCAAAGUUUAGCAAAGCCCUACUUCCUCGACCCCUGGACUGGUGAAACAUUUCCAGUGGCAGUUUACCAACGCGACAAUGACUCUACCACCAUUCCAAUCAGUUUAUCUGGAAAUCAGACGCUGUUUUUGGCAUUUGGCGAUGCUUCUGAACAGCGUGGAUCAAUUCCUCCCGUCUAUAUCAACACGACGAGCGCCAGCCUAGUAGAGGCCAAAGUCGAUGAUGAUGACGAGGAUGUUUUUGUGGUUUCAUUCAAGCAGUCCAAGGAUGUUUCCAAGGUUAUUUUAUCAAAUGGAACAGAUUACGGUGUCAACACGGCAAACAUACCAGAGCCUUUCCAACUGGUUGAUUGGAACUUGACGGUUGAGCACUGGGAAGCGCCUGAUAACUUCUCCGACUUGGCUGGGACUUUCAAGUACAACACUUCUCAUCAACUCGACACUCCCACAUCAUGGACGGAAAUCCCUGCGCUAGUCAACACGUCCGGCAUCGGUUUCUAUAGCACCUCUUUUGAGUGGCCGCCCCUUACGGAACUCAAUUAUAGUCUCGGGGCUUAUCUGCAUAUCCCAAACGUCAAAGACGCAGUUAUUGUCUCUAUCAACGAAGUUUCCUUGCCCCCGCUGGACCCUGCUCAUGCCCAUAUCGACAUUACUGAACAUCUGGUAAACGGCCACAAUCUUGUUCAGGUUCUUGUCCCAACAACCAUGUGGAAUUAUGUUCGGUCUGUCAUCGGCAACUUGUCAACUGCAGGAAGUCAGCCUCUCCCCGUCACAUUGCAGAAACACAUGGGAGCACCGAUCAGUGAGCGUGUGGCGACGGGUUUACUUAGUCCUGUUACUAUCAUCCCGACUGUUUCCAUGAAACUUCACUUCUGA